This is a messenger RNA of Malania oleifera, 708 nucleotides long. RefSeq names its product putative F-box protein At1g67623. Lineage: Eukaryota; Viridiplantae; Streptophyta; Magnoliopsida; Santalales; Ximeniaceae. The record is from RefSeq and is a predicted model, not a curated record. The transcript is spliced from 3 exons. Gene Ontology annotation, molecular function: protein binding. The coding region runs from base 1 to 708 and encodes 235 amino acids.
AUGAAAAGGAAGCGGCGGAAACCGCCGGCUACAGCCAUAAAGUUUCUUCCUCAGGAGCUGCUGACGGAAGUCCUCGCCCGUGUGGCUUCCAAUUCUCUCACCGAUCUCUGCAACGCGAAACUAUGCUGCAAAGAGUUUCUAAGGGCGGCGGAGGAUGAUUAUAUAUUCAAGCACGCUUCCAUGGAGAAGUUUCCGGUGGCGCCGUGGCCCGUCAGCUGCGAAGCCUCUUCUUUCCUGCGACGAUGCAAGGAGAGCGGUAACGCUGAGGCUUUAUACAGAGAAGGGAUGGUUGAAUACUUUAGCAGCUCGAGAGUUGACUCGGGGCUGCAGUAUUUGAAGGAGGCAGCAGAGAAAGGACACGUGGAAGCAUUGUAUGUGAGCGAAAUCAUUUCGGCAUGCACCGGCGGUCAGUCGAAUCAAUGGUCUCCGGAGCUCCUCCAGAGCAAGAAGAAGACGAGCGAGUGUCGGCGGCGAGUCCAGGCCGUCCUCUGUAGUCUUUGGAUCAGGAAUUAUAUUGUGCCGCCCCAAGGUCAACGGGCUGACCACUCCAAGACCUGUACUAAAAACGGCAACACGUGGCAAUACUGUGGACGUCAGAUGAUGAGGGGUACUGGAUGGGAAGAUGAAGAAGAGGAUCAUUGUGAAGCUUGCAUGUGGGAUCAUGAAAUUCAUUUCUUUUGUGAUAUCGUUAGACGAGGGAUUAAUUAA